Messenger RNA from Miscanthus lutarioriparius, 582 nucleotides. Lineage: Eukaryota; Viridiplantae; Streptophyta; Magnoliopsida; Poales; Poaceae. The record is from the annotation of a GenBank genome assembly.
AUGGCCAGGACGGUGUUGCUCCCCGUGCUCCUCCUCUCCUUCUUCCUCCUGCCGCUGGCCUCCCUCGCGCUGACGCAGGACUUCUGCGUCGCCGAUCCUGACCUGCAGCGACACGCCGGCCGGGGCAAAAUCAACCCGCUCAUCAAGGCCGCCGUGACGCCGGCCUUCGUCGGCCAGUUCCCGGGCGUCAACGGGCUCGGCAUCUCCGCGGCCAGGCUCGACAUCGAGGUGGGCGGCGUGGUGCCGCUGCACACCCACCCGGCGGGCUCCGAGCUCCUCUUCGUGACCCAGGGCACCGUCGCCGCCGGCUUCAUCAGCUCCGGCUCCAACACCGUCUACACCAAGACGCUGUACGCCGGCGACAUCAUGGUGUUCCCGCAGGGCCUGCUCCACUACCAGUACAACGCCGGCACCGGCCCCGCCGUCGGCCUCGUCGCCUUCAGCAGCUCCAACCCCGGCCUGCAGAUCACCGACUUUGCGCUCUUUGCCAACAAUCUCCCAUCCGCCGUGGUGGAGAAGGUCACCUUCUUGGACGAUGCGCAGGUCAAGAAGCUCAAGAGCGUGCUCGGCGGCAGCGGUUAA